AUGGCCAUGGCCACCCCCGCCGCCUUCUACCGUACGCGCCGGCUCUUCGGCAUCUUGUCCUCGGCCACUCCGUGCGCUCGGCCACCCAAUUUGGCGACCGAACCCACGCCGGACCAGAAAGCGGCAGCCGUCGAGGCGGAGGCAAAGCCCAAGGCGGGCCGCAACCGCCGGAAUCCCCUCGGCAAAAUCUUGCGGAUCAUUUUCCAGGAGCGCGAUCCGGACAAGCUGGUAUCCCAGUUCAUCGACGCGUCCACCGCGUCCUCACGCUUCCGCGACAUCCACCGCGUGUACGAGGUGGCCGUGUCCCGCCUCGUUUCCUUCGGCCGCCGCGACGCUGUCGCGGCCCUCCUCGACUCACAGAAGCCCUUCCUCGAGGCCUCCAACGAGGACUUCGCCGUGCGCAUCGUGCGCCUCUAUGGCCGCGCCUCCAUGCCGUCCCACGCCGCCGCGACCUUCCUUGCCCUUCCCCCGAAGCACAAGUCCGUCACGGCCUUCAACGCCGUCCUCGCCGCAUACGUCGACACCGGCGACUUCGAUUCUCUCGCCACCGCGUUCGACGAGAUCCCGGCCUCUCAGAAAGCCGAACCCUCGGCCGCCCUCGAUGUCAUUUCGCUCAUGGAGAAGUGCGGUCUGACCCCCGAUAUGGUAUCUUUCAACUCUCUGCUUAAUGGGUUUUACAACAACGGUCGCUUUGACAAGGCCGAGAAAAUCUGGGAGAUGAUGAAGGAGAGGAAUCUUCAGCCGAACGCAAAGAGCUACAAUGCAAAGCUCCGGGGUUUGGUUGCUGAAGGGAGAAUGGAGGAUGCAGUUGCUGUGAUUGAGAGGAUGCAGAAGGAAGGGUCUAAACCUGAUUCAGUAUCCUACAAUGAGCUGAUUCGAGGGUACUGCAGAGAAGGGAGAUUGGAUGACUCCAAGAAGGUAUAUGAAGAUCUGGUAAAGAAUGGAUAUGCACCAAAUAAAGGCACAUUUGAAACCCUCAUACCAUGUCUUGUGGAGGCCGGGGAGCUUGAUCUUGCUCUAAAUUGUUGUCAGGAGAUCUUUAAUAGGAAGUGCAGAGUGAAAUGUUCAUUGCUGCAGGCAGUAGUGACCGCAUUGGUUGCUGCAUCUAGAGUCGAGGAGGCUAGAAGGAUUGUUAAGCUUGGGUGGAAGAACAACUAUCCUCCGAGGCAUUUGAAUAUUCCAGCACUUAAGGGAAAAGACAAUAAUGUCGAUGCUGAGACUGACUGCAAUGAUUCUGUACCGUAUGAAGAGGGGAGUGAGGAGGAAGUGGAGUCUAUAACUGCUUGA
Molecule: messenger RNA, 1287 nt
Organism: Miscanthus lutarioriparius
Lineage: Eukaryota; Viridiplantae; Streptophyta; Magnoliopsida; Poales; Poaceae
Source: the annotation of a GenBank genome assembly